AUGCCUCAAGCGCAACCCGAGCUCAAAAAGUACAUGGAAAAGCGCCUAUUCGUCCAACUGAACGGCAAUCGCAAAGUCAUCGGCGUCCUGCGCGGCUAUGAUGUCUUUCUGAACAUUGUCCUCGACGAAGCCGUCGAAGAAAAGGCAGGCGGCGAGCGCGAGAGGUUGGGAAUGGUGGUCAUCCGUGGCAAUUCCGUUGUGAUGCUCGAGGCGUUGGAACGGAUGGGCGAUGAUCGACGAUGA
Messenger RNA from Cladophialophora bantiana CBS 173.52, 243 nucleotides. RefSeq lists its product as uncharacterized. Gene Ontology annotation, molecular function: RNA binding. Lineage: Eukaryota; Fungi; Ascomycota; Eurotiomycetes; Chaetothyriales; Herpotrichiellaceae. Gene Ontology annotation, biological process: spliceosomal snRNP assembly; mRNA splicing, via spliceosome. Gene Ontology annotation, cellular component: U2-type prespliceosome; spliceosomal tri-snRNP complex; U4 snRNP. The record is from RefSeq and is a predicted model, not a curated record. The transcript has 3 exons. The coding region runs from base 1 to 243 and encodes 80 amino acids.